UGCACUCUUCACAACUGUGUAGAAUAUAUAUAUAAUAUUUAAUUCAAUGAGCACAGAUAUUGUGAGAAAAUGGUGUCAGCUGAGGAGCGCUCCUGCCGCUGAGCUCUGAGUUAUUUGCUGAGCAUGCUGGGAUCUUGUUCCACCUGGACAGGCAUGUCUGUGUCUUCUUGGAUCCACUGAGCACACGGUGUCAACUACCUCGCAAAAAAAAAAGAAAAAAGAAAGAAAACCGGAGCUUCUCUUGCAGUUUGUGGAGACGGCGGCCUAUUGCACGGUAAACCCAUGUUAGCAGCGGAGCAGUUUUCCGUAUGGGCCACGUGUUCUCUGUUCCAGAUGAUCUGCUGUUGGACAGACUGUGAGAGGAGGAGUGAGCACUCAUCAACUUUCUAGGAAGGUUCUUUCUAAUCUGGUGACAGAGCCCAUCCUCAAGCAGGCUGCCAUGGAUCAUGUGCUGGACAUAGCUGACUGUUACUUCUUCACUCCUUACAUUUACCCGGUCUCGUGGCCUGAGAGCUGGGCUGUGCGCCAGAUUAUCAGCCUGUGGGUGGUAACCAACGUGGGAGCUCUGCUGGUUUACCUGGUUUUUGGUGUUCUUAAUUUCUACUAUGUGUUUGACCAUGUGCUCAUGAAGCAUCCGCAGUUUAUUGAGCAUCAAGUAAGAAAGGAGAUCCAGCUGGGAACAGUCUCCAUCUUCUGGAUGAGUUUUCCCACCGUGGUGCUUUUCUUCUGGGAAGUCAGAGGACACAGCAAACUUCAUGACAGCGUCAGUGAAAACUCCCUGGGCUGGUCACGACUGUUCGUAAGCAUCACUGGUUUCUUGUUCUUUACUGACAUGUGUAUAUACUGGAUUCACCGCGCCAUGCACCAUCAGAACAUUUACAAGCACUUACAUAAGCAGCACCAUACCUUCAAGAUACCAACACCGUUUGCCAGCCAUGCCUUCCACCCACUCGAUGGCUUCCUGCAGAGCUUACCGUACCACAUCUACCCUUUCAUCUUCCCUCUCCACAAGGUGGUUUACCUCUCCCUCUUUGUCUUCGUCAACAUCUGGACCAUUUCCAUCCACGAUGGAGACUACCGCCUUCCAGGCCCGCUGAUAUUUCUGAUUAACGGCGCUGCUCACCAUGUUGAUCAUCACCUGUACUUCAACUACAAUUACGGACAAUACUUCACACUCUGGGAUCGCCUGGGGGGCUCGUACCGACACCCAUCGGCGCUGCUGGGGAAGGGACCCCGUGACCAGAUUCGCAAGCUGACGACAGAAGCAGCACAGACACAGUGAUGAUGGACGCUCAGAGCAGAGAGCCAUUUCUGGACAUUAACAGGCUAUUAUGCUGCCAAUGGUCUAAAGCAGAAGAAAGAGACAGCCGGUACGAAAUAUGCAGAUGCCCUAGCUAGAUACUACCCAGGCAGAAGAUGAAAAUGAUAAAGCAUAGCAAAAUAACACACUGUAUGUUAGCAACAGUGUCAUAGGGUUAAGUAGUACUACUGGUGUGAAUGUAACGAGCACAGAUUUGGUGUUACACACAACUGUAGCAGAAAACUGAAAGUUGAAUCGAUGUGUUUUAAGCAUGUUUAAGCAUAAGAGCAAACCUUUUCCCCCAAUAAUUUGGCUGCUUUUAUAGUACAGCGACAUCCAGUGGCCAGACUACCUGCAAGAUAACUCUGGUAUUACUGCAUGGGUAAAGGUGAGAUGAUUUUGUUACAAACUCAGGAGACUAGAUCUGUUCAAAGCCAGGGCUCCUCGUUAUAACGCUGCAGAAAUAAGAGCCGUGGUUUAAUAAAUGCACACACAAACAGGA
Molecule: messenger RNA, 1802 nt
Organism: Maylandia zebra (zebra mbuna)
Lineage: Eukaryota; Metazoa; Chordata; Actinopteri; Cichliformes; Cichlidae
Source: RefSeq, a predicted model, not a curated record